CUUGACCUUCAAGUGCUCGCAAACUUCACCAGUGGACGAUACCCUUGAAGCUUCUAGUCUCUGUAUCGACAUCUAAUGCUGCAGGCGAUUUAUCCAUAUGAAGGUCCUUUUCCCGGAACCUUGAAGUUUUCUCGAGACGAAAUAUUUUUAGAUAUCCGAGAGGAAAACGAGUAUUGGCGUUUGGUUUCCAAAACCGACGGGACUCUAGGAUGUGUCCCUACUAAUUUUGUUAAGCGAUAUGAGGCUAAAGAUGAGGAUUUUGUUCAGCAGUUAGCCAAAAAAGCUCUAGCGAACCUAACAGCCAAUUCGUCGGAGGAACUUCAGGGGAAAGAAGACUUAGUGAAACGUUUGCUUCAAAUAUCCAAGAGGAAACCAGACGAAAGUACAGCACUUUGUGGAGAACUUUCUGGGCUAAAAAUAAGUGCUCCUGAAAAACCUGUAACUAUGACUGGAACAGUUGGAUUAAUACCUGGAAAACCUUCCCCUGCUAAACAAAGCAUUGGUUUACCAAAGAAUUUUGAAUCCUGCUUAGUGGAUACAAUCAGAUUUGGUACAAAUUGCUCAUAUGCAGAUUGUCGAUCUGUCUAUUAUGCAAUUGUUGAUUUACUGUCCACUAUUCCGGAGCUAAAACAAAAUUUUCAAGGCUAUAAUUCAACCUCAUAUACAGUGGAAACCGAACUGGAUUAUUCACGAAGUCCUGAUUGGUAUCUUCUUAAAAUUAAACUUGGAUAUUUUGAAUCCCGACAAAGUAAUGAUCAAGAAUGUAAUUGGGGAUUGCAUGAGGACAGCCAUGAAAUCGUUGAACGCCUAAAUGAGCUAAAUACUCUUCUGGAAAAAGCUGAUCCAAAGUUAGUUGUUUGCUAUCUACAUUCGGUAAAAUUUCUACCAGUGCUCUCUCUUGUUGGACUAUAUCAACGCGAAACCAGGAAUGAAAUAAGAUCUAAGCUCCUUAGAUCUGUCGGUAUUUUGUGUUCCCUGGAUGCCUCUUGCAUUCGUAUUUGCCUUGGGUCAGUUCUACCAACUGAGCUUAUUCGUGAGCUACGAGGUUCUUCACCUUGUGAGAUUCCACAUCUUGCUUUACAGUUACGAUUUCUUUCUAUAUUAAUUAGUCAGUCUCAGACUCUUCCCGUUGACUUGUACACAUCACUUGAUCAAGAACUAUUCACUCACCUCAUUAAUUUAUGUGAUACUUCAAAACAACAGUCAAACUUAAUUGAUUUAGGGAAUCACUCUCCUAGUAAUCAAAUCCUAAUAACGGAUGGAUUGGAUCCGUUUGAACAGAAUGGCGGUCAGUAUUACAUGUUUUCUUAUGCAGUGGCGUUGUUUUUGUUAGCAUGCAACUGGCACUUUUGUUCAGUUUAUGCGCUAAAUUCUUCUGAAACAAGUUCGCCAAAUUCAACAGACACCAAGACACCGUUAUUAAAAGCGUUACUAGCCAAACCUGUGUCAUCACGUUUAUUCCUUGAAAUAAUUAUUCAGACAUUUAAUCGUCACUGUAAGUUGUAAUUGUUAUCAAUGUAUUGUUUUUAGAUUACAUGAUUCCUUUCUGUAAUUAGUUCGCUUCAAAUAAUAGGUUGUAAAAUGAAAACAAAGGUGUUUUCAUAUUUACACACUUUUCUAACAAAACAAGGUCUAUAGGUAUCAUUACCAAGGUCUGACUUAAUAAUUUCGAAUAAAUUGAGCAUGGGUUUAAAUAGUACAAACGGAAUAACACAAGAAUAUUGUGAUCAGUCAAAAAACAGGUCUGAACAAAUCAAUAUCAUGUCAUUUCGGUCAAGGUGAUUCAUAAGCGAAAGAUAAAUUUGUGUAUGUGUGCACAGUUAAGGAACACAAUUCGGAAUACUUUAAUUCGCUUAAAAGAAAAAACCCCUUUUAUGUCAACACAGAACUGUCUACAAAUUAGGUUGUGUCGAUUGUGAUGCCUUCUAUAUUGGAGAGUCAUCUCGUGAAAUCUUGACUGGAGCCAAAGAAUAUAUUUGGUACACAAAGAAACCACUUAAUCACCCCGUAGAACUGGAUAGACUUCAAAUUAAAUCAGCAAUAGCAGUUCACACCAUUUUCAACAACCACCAAAUCGAUUUCAAAAAUAUUAAAAUAUGACAAAGGUUUUUCCAAUUACAAAGAAAGGAGAGUAGCUGAAGCUUUCCAUUUAAUGCUUAAUCCUACUGCUCUCAAUAUAAAAGAAGGCUUCACUAUACAUCGUACUUGGACUAUCUAUCCUAGCCACCUAGUCUGACAUUAUUCACAGUUCACACUAUUAUCAUUUAAGAGGAAGAAUGUAUUUGUAAAAUCUCAGCGAAUGAAUUUGAAGUAAAUCCAACGUUUCGCCUGGCAAUCUGGUCCAAACUUUUUCAAGGAAAUAUAAUCAAAUAUAAAUGUUAUCUCACUAUAUUUUUCUAAUCAUUGACCUAUUUCCGAUUAUGUGACAUUGAUUUAAGCCUUUAUUAUUCUUAUUAAUACUAGCACACCUGUCAUCACACUAUUAAUUUGUACUUUUCACCUAUUAUGUAAUCUUUUCUAUUGUUUAAAACAAUUAAUCCCUUUGAUUGUUAUCAUUGACCCAUAAACUACCUUGAUUGGUUUAAUAAUUUCGUAUAUGCAUAUAAAUAUUACUGUAUAUUAGAGUAAAGCCUGAUGAGGAUCUAAUUGAAAACAAUAUUGUUCGCUUAUAUAUGUUGGUCUAAAUAUAAAUAGGUACAUGGUUCUCUGAUUCAUUGUGUACUGAAUAGGUCAUCCAAUCAACACUCAAAGUAGGUAUUUGGAUUCUUGUGUGAGAGACAUGUGGUGUGAAACGAAAAGUGUUGAAAUAACAUAUUGUGUGUGAGAAAUUUCAUCCACUAUAUAUUGUCUUUGGUCAGUGAAUAUUAAGAAAACAUAUAAUUUUUAUAUAUGAUAUGAAUAAAAAAUAUCACAGCAUGCAUAAAAUGAAGAUAAAUAGACAAGAUAAAAGAAUAAAUUCAAAGAGGAAGAAUGUAUUUAUAACUGAAAGUUUGUUAUUUUAAUGUUCCAGUCAGUUGUUCAACAUAUUCAAAUAUGAUAACUGAUUAGAACCGUUGAAUGUAAUUUACGUUAUUCAAACAAUACGGAGUUCAGGUUUACUUUAUUAAUCAUUAGUUGCCAUGGGACAGUUAAUUGUAUUCCAUCUCUCAUAUUAAUACUGUUUAGAUUUACCCAUAUAUGUAGUGCGUCGGCUGUUAAGAAUUAUUUAUUUUAUUGCUUUAAAUAGGGUUAUGAAUUACAACCUUAUUUUCAUAGCUAUAGUUUGAAAUCAAAGGGCUUAUAAUUUAGUCACUUGUUUUUAUUAGGGUCAUUAAAAAUUGGCUUCAUCCUUAACUAUGUACAUACUUUAAUAACGUUGUUAUAUGAGUUUCAGAGAAAGUGACCGGUAUGAUAAAUUUCAGACUGAGUUCACAUAAACAGUUGUCAAAUUUUUAUAUAUUACAAUGGUUAGUAUGCUUAUUUAAGAGGAAAAUUCAGUGUAUCUGUUUCCUAACCAUUCAUGAUUUCGUGGUUUUCUUUCGUAAUUUUAGUGGAUCCAAUCUUCAUGGUUACGUUUUUACCAAACCAUAAAAAUUGCGAUUCAGCAAAUAAUUUAACACAAUGGGCUAGCUUUGCUCGAUUUGAUGCUACUUGGACGACUUCGUCAGAAAAAAACUUGGAAGAUUUUAUUAAAAAGUUUGAAGCUAAUUCAUACUUGCGUAAAAAUACUCACAAUGAUUUGGAAUAUAUUCAAAGUCUUUGGACUCAUAAUUUAGGCCAAACAGCUGAGUUGGACAGUAAACCUGUCUUGCCUGUUAAUGCUAGCCUAAACACACCAAAUGACAGUGUAGUAAAAUUUCUCUGUGAUCUAUUUUCGUACUCAGAUACUGGAGCUUUAAUAUAUCAGAAUGAUUUGGAUGUAAUCAUUGGAGUGAUAAACCGGAGGAUACGAGAUGAACCAAAUUCUGAACAUCUACCUCAUUUACUGCUACUUCUUAACCUGAUAUGUAUCAAUGCGAAUAUUGCGAAUAAAAGUUCUUUGAAAAUUAACGAUACCAUGGAAAUACUUGCACCUCUUUCACAAGCAUCUCUUAGUCCACGUUGUAAAACACUGGCGAUCGCUGCACAUCAACAAAUAAAAUCGGUUAUCUGUUCACCUGAUAAAAAGUAUUGAUUGUUUAUUAAUUGUUAACUUGAGAAGAUUUAUUGAUAAUUCGUAUUUCUGAACAUUCCUUUUUUUUCUUUCACAAACAAUUUUCAUUAUCAUCAGAAUUCCAAGUUUCUAAAUAGAACUCUUUAAAUAAUACUAUCCACAGAGUACUAAACAUGUUUAUUGUUAUUAUAAGAAAUACAAAAAUUAGU
Molecule: messenger RNA, 4341 nt
Organism: Schistosoma curassoni
Lineage: Eukaryota; Metazoa; Platyhelminthes; Trematoda; Strigeidida; Schistosomatidae
Source: the annotation of a GenBank genome assembly